ACAGCCUGUUUGGUGUGGACUGUACAGUUUCCUUUUUCUUCUGCUGAAAAACCUCUCUAACUCGUGUGUGCGUGUCUUUAUCGUGUGUUUUGUACAUUUUUGUUCUCGUUUUUCACAUGUCCAACGGUCGCUGACGGUCUUGCCUCGAUUACUACCUCAUUUAAACGUUAAAGCCUGAGCUAUUAGCUAUCGUUGGAUUGACAUCGUUGGUGUGUGUAUGUGGUGUGCCCUGAGGAACCCGUCGAUCAUUAUUCACAGUGAGUGAUGGCGAGAUGAUGCUUGAGCCUCUGUUGCCUUACCAGACUUGGAGUGCCUUUGAUGGAGGGAUGAAGACGAAGCCCUCUGACUAAAAUACAACGAAAGCAGAAGAAAUACUCUACCACGCACACAACCACCUACCCAUAGCUAGGAUGGGAACGAUUCAGGAGCUGCAGGACACAUUGUCCAAACGGGAUGAGGAAAUUAGAAACCUUCAGUCGGUCCUGCAGCUGAAGGAUGCUCAGAUACAGCAACGAGAGGAAGAGAUUCAACAGUUGAGAUCCCAUCUUGACAAAUUUCAAAGUGUUUUUCCCUUCGGCGGCCAGCCAGCCGCCUUUCCGUCGCUCAGGCGGAGCACCAUCCGAGAACCUCGAAAGGUCAGGGCCCAGGGUAUAUCAGCGGAGCCACAGGACCUGCAAACACUGCAAGACAUCAGCCACCAAAAGUUCAAUGAAUACCCCAAAAGUGAUCGGUCGCGGGAUUUGAUCAAAACGGCGAUACUGGGCAAUGAUUUCAUGAAGAAUUUGGAAUUGGCUCAGAUCCGCGAGAUCGUCGACUGUAUGUACCCAGUAGACUACCCGCGCGGCAGCCUCAUCAUUAAGGAGGGUGACGUCGGCUCCAUCAUGUACGUCAUGGAAGAGGGCAAAGUGGAAGUGUCGAGGGAAGGCAAAAUUCUCAGCACCAUGGCGCCGGGCAAAGUCAUCGGCGAGCUGGCCAUUCUCUACAACUGUAAACGAACAGCCACCAUUAAAGCGGCCAUCGACUGCAAAUUGUGGGCCAUCGAGCGCCAAGUGUUCCAGACGAUCAUGAUGCGGACUGGGCUGAUUCGACAGGCCGAGUACACCGUCUUCCUCAAAAGUGUGCCAACGUUUACGAAUCUCCAGGAAGAGACGCUCAUCAAGAUCGCCGACGUCCUCGAUGAGUGUUUCUACAAUCAAGGCGACUACAUCAUCCGGCAAGGAGCGAGAGGUGACACCUUUUUCAUCAUCAGCAAAGGACGGGUGAAAGUCACCAUCAAGGAUCCCAAUAGCCUCCAAGAAGAGUAUAUUCGCUCGUUGCAGCGCGGUGAUUUCUUCGGCGAAAAGGCUCUCCAAGGGGAAGAUAUACGGACAGCCAACAUCAUCGCCGACGAUCCCGAAGGCGUCAGCUGUCUGGUGAUUGACCGCGAGUCGUUCAACCAGCUCAUCAGCGGGUUGGACGAGAUCCGCACCAAAUACGUCGAUGAUGGAAAAGCCAGUCGCAAGAUUCACGACGCCUUUGCUCACGUCCAGCUGAGCGACAUCCGCGUUAUAGCCACAUUGGGUGUUGGAGGAUUCGGUCGGGUCGAGCUCGUCCAGAUCAGCAACGACACGUCACGCUCUUACGGACUCAAACAAAUGAAAAAGAGUCAGAUUGUGGAGACGCGGCAGCAGCAGCACAUCAUGUCGGAAAAGGAGAUCAUGGAAGAAGCUAAUUGCGACUUCAUAGUCAAGCUGUACAAGACUUUUAAAGACCGAAAGUACUUGUACAUGCUGAUGGAAGCCUGCCUGGGUGGCGAGCUGUGGACCAUCUUGCGCGACCGUGGCAAUUUCGACGACUCGACCACUCGUUUCUACACGGCAUGCGUCGUUGAAGCUUUCGAAUACCUGCACAGUCGAGGCAUCAUCUAUCGUGAUUUGAAACCAGAGAACCUGCUACUCGAUACGCAGGGCUACGUCAAACUGGUCGAUUUCGGUUUCGCUAAAAAAUUGCAGGCUGGACGGAAAACGUGGACGUUUUGCGGCACUCCCGAAUACGUGGCCCCUGAAGUCAUCCUGAACAAAGGCCACGACAUCAGCGCCGACUACUGGUCGCUGGGCGUGCUCAUGUUCGAAUUGUUGACGGGCACGCCUCCCUUCACCGGUUCCGACCCCAUGAAGACGUACAACAUCAUUCUCAAGGGCAUUGACGCCGUCGACUUUCCGCGCAACAUCACCCGAAACGCCACCGCCCUCAUCAAAAAGCUCUGCCGUGACAACCCGGCCGAGAGACUGGGCUACCAAAAGGGCGAGAUCCGUGACAUUCAGAAACACAAGUGGUUUGAUGGAUUCAACUGGGAGGGUCUACGCAAUCGGACGCUGACACCGCCCAUCAUCCCACAAAUUCGCAGUGCAAUGGACUCGUCUAACUUUGACGAGUACCCGCCCGACAUGGACGGCCUACCGCCCGACGACGUGUCCGGCUGGGAUAUCGACUUCUAAGUCAAACUUUUUUUUUUUCUUUUUUCUUCUUCUUCUUCUUGUGUUUUUUUUUUUCUUUUUUUUCUUUUUUUUCUUCUUUACAUCCGCAAAACACGCACGGUACACACAUACACACACACGCAAACCCGCCUCAUUUUUUGGGGAGGGGGUUUCUAUUCAGAUCCAAUCGACAGUUCGACUUUACGUCAAACAUUUUUUGUUUUUGUUUUUUUUUUUUGCUCCCAACUGCCCCGAAUUUUCUUCUUUGCGUGUCACUUUCUUCAAAUCAGUUUGACUAGUUAAUUUUUUUUUUUUUUUUUUUUUUUUGCAUUAAAAAAAACACACACACACACCCACACGCCCGUACAGUUCAAAAGAAACGAAUGUGGACAUGAUUUUUUUUUAGUUUUCACAUUCACUUAUUUUUUUUUUUUUUUUUUUUUUUAUGUUUUUUUUUUUUUUCGGUGGGAAAUGUCGUCGUUUGCAGAGAAGGGAAAAAAAAAGAAAGAAAUUAUUAAGUUGGACAAUUAGAGAAAACAAAGAAAAAUAUUUCAUAAUUUAUCAAUUAGUUAAAAAAGACAAACGCAGGCCUACACACACAUACACACGAUUUGUUAUGUAAUAUUUUACAUAUUAGAAGCAAUAACCGUUGGGUGCCUUUUCUUUCUUUUUUUUUCUUGUUGUUGUUGUUGCUGCUGCUGCCCCCCCCCCUCCAUUUACUUUCUUUAAUUGGAAAAAAAAAAAUUAUAUUAUAAUAUUUCUCGAUUGUUGAUCGCCAGUUGCAAUCAUAUUCCAUUUUUCGCCACUCUUUUUCUCGCUCUUGUGUGUUGUACAUCCUGCGACAAUUCAUUUCAUUUCGGGGGGGGGGGGGGGGGGGGGGUUAGUUCUUCUUCUCCUUUCGAAACAUUUUUUUUUUCACCUGCGAUCGACACAACAACAACAACAAAUGGGAGUUAUGUAAUGCCUUCUUUACCUCUGUUCUCCUUUCUCGCUCUUCCUCCAGUUAAAAAAAAAAAAAAAAAAAAAAAAAAAAGGAAAUUAA
Molecule: messenger RNA, 3498 nt
Organism: Daphnia carinata
Lineage: Eukaryota; Metazoa; Arthropoda; Branchiopoda; Diplostraca; Daphniidae
Gene: for
Product: cGMP-dependent protein kinase, isozyme 2 forms cD4/T1/T3A/T3B-like
Exons: 14
Coding region: 411-2477 (688 amino acids)
Biological process (GO): protein phosphorylation
Molecular function (GO): cGMP-dependent protein kinase activity; ATP binding
Source: RefSeq, a predicted model, not a curated record